AUUACCCUCAAAAAUUUCGAAAUCCCGGGAAUUAAUUUUGAAACCUAUUUAUUCUCAUCUUCUGAAGCGCAGUAAGUAUUUUGAUAGUUUCGAUUGGGAAUUCCAGACUUUGUGCUCCACAACAAAAUCUGAAUGGCCAAAUCCAAAUCAACCUCAAAAAGACGCAAGAAACCAAUACUGAAACUGAAACGCAAGAAACCAAUAGCGGUGGACAGGAUCAGCGAUUUACCCGACUCUCUCCUCUCCCAUAUCCUCUCCUUUCUCACAACCAAAGACGCCGUUGUCACCAGCAUUUUAUCGAGCAGGUGGAAGAUUCUCUGGACUCUCGUCCCAAAUCUCGACUUCGACGACUACGAAGUUGGAUUUCUCAGGAUCUCAUCUUCUUUGCCUUCGUACCCCACUUGGCAAAGACCCUCUCCGCUGCCUCUUUUGAAACGGUACCGUUUUACAUUCGCGCAUAUCGUGUCUAGGGUCUGGUCUCUUCGCAAUGCCAAUCCCAAUCCCCCAAAAGAGUUUCGCCUCCGCUGGCAAAACGAUUGUGACCCGAUUCACGUUGAUACGUGGCUUCGCACCGCGAUUACGCGCGGCUUCGAAGCGCUUGAUCUCGACAUUUAUCUUCCCCUUCCUGACCAUUUCAUCUUGCCCUUUACUCUCUUCAAUCAUUGCAAAACUUUAGCUGUUUUGAAAUUGGGUGGCAGCAUUGUUCUCGAUCCUCCAUCAUCUUCAGCCAUGGGGUUCCCGAGUCUCAAGGUUUUGCAUCUACACUUAGUGGAAUAUGCAAACCCGGACUCUUUCUCCAGGCUCCUUAGUUGCUGCCCUGUCCUUCAGGAUUUGUCUGUAGAAAUAUUGGGGAACGAAGACGGUGAAAACAAUUUUAAAAUCAUUGUGCCAACGCUGAAAAGAUUACAAGUUUGUAUCCAUAUUCCGAACUACAAACUUGAGAUAAACGCCCCAUCUCUCGAGUACCUUUAUUUCAUAGGUAAUAUAGGCAAGUACGUUUCGUUGGAUAACCUGUCCAACUUAGAUGAAGCAGUUCUCGAGACCUCGGAUUCGUAUGUAAGUGUUCGUUGUUUAACUGAAUUAUUUGAUGGGUUUCAAGAAUAUGGAAAGAGGGUAUGGGCCUUCCUCAGAGCUCUCUAUAAUGUUAAAUCACUACAUUUGGACUCAUCUACCACAGAGUGCCUUUGCAAUGCAAUUGAUUUUGAUGAUCCUCCCAUGUUUCAUAAAUUGGCUCGCUUGAACUUUGAGUACGGUCAUCAUUGUCUAAUGGAGAAUGUGCUACCACUCUUGCUUCAUCAGGCUCCUAAACUUGCGGUACUUAUCUUUGAUAAGAAAUGGAGCAAGUGUUGUGGUGAUGAAGAGAAAGACUGUUUCAGCCUUGAGAAGAUGUUCUGUGAGGAUAUUCCUGAAUGUCUGUCAUCACACCUUAGAACUUUUCAUUUUCAAGGAUUUCAUAGGAUAAAGGAUGAGCUAGAACUUAUUAGACGUAUCCUAAAGUGCGCAGGAGUCUUAAAGACAAUGUCAGUCUCUUCCUAUCCUCUAACUUCAGAAGGCAAGGUUUAUGUUCUCAAUGAAUUAUUGAAGUUCCCAAGGCUUUCUAGCGCUUGUCGAAUUGCAUUUAACUGAAGGAUGUUCUUUAAUUAGUCUCUCUCUUGGUUAGUCCUUUUUCCAACUUACAAUUCAAAGUGAAACGUUGUUUUUUUUCCUUUGUAUAAUUAGAUCCUUGAUUAAUCAAGUGCUAUUGGUCUUUUGAAUUU
Messenger RNA from Quercus robur (English oak), 1757 nucleotides. RefSeq names its product F-box/FBD/LRR-repeat protein At4g26340-like. Gene Ontology annotation, molecular function: protein binding. The record is from RefSeq and is a predicted model, not a curated record. The coding region runs from base 133 to 1626 and encodes 497 amino acids. Lineage: Eukaryota; Viridiplantae; Streptophyta; Magnoliopsida; Fagales; Fagaceae. The transcript has 4 exons.